AUGGCAAUGAAUGAGAAUGGUUACACUGAACCUCUCCAAGCUCAAACUCAAACAUGGAAACAUAUCUACAACUUCGUAAGCUCUUCAGCAGCAAAAUGUGCAGUUCAACUAGGCAUUUCCGAUGUCCUAUACAAACAUGGUAAGUCAAUGUGUCUUUCCGACCUCUCUGCUGCCCUUCCCCUCAACCCUUCCAAAAUCUCCUUCAUGCCAAUUCUCAUGCGCUCUUUAGUUCAUUCUGGUUUCCUAAAUGAACAUAAAGAUUACUAUUCUCUUACCCCAGCUAGUCGCCUUUUUUUUGAAAAUGAUUUCCCCACUGCUUUUCAUAAUGCUCAUAAUGGGAAAUCUUUUUGGUACUAUUUCGCGGAUGAGCCAAGAGGGUUGACAUCGUUGGUGGAUGUUGGAGGUGGCACUGGCACUUUGGCAAUUGCCAUAGCCAAAGCUUUUCCUGCCAUAAAGUGCUCUGUACUUGAUCUCCCUCAUGUUAUAGGUGAUCUCAAGGGAAGUGGGAACUUGGAAUCCCCACCGCAGACCGCUCAAGAAGGAUCGUGGCCGCACAGGCUUCCUGAAGACCUGCGGAUCAUUGCCCCAUGUGGACCGCACCUGGCCGACCGCGGCCGCACAGCAUUCACCGCGGACCNGGCCGCGCUAAAGGGUUGA
Messenger RNA from Nicotiana tabacum (common tobacco), 657 nucleotides. The record is from RefSeq and is a predicted model, not a curated record. Lineage: Eukaryota; Viridiplantae; Streptophyta; Magnoliopsida; Solanales; Solanaceae.